CGCCGACUCUCUCUGGGACACGCGACCAGGACUCUGACAAGUGCAAAACAUCUUCAGGAAUAUAGCAGCUGGCAUGGCAGCAGGUUCUACCAGGAUCGCCAUCAAGGAUGCUCUGAGGAGAACACUAGAAGACCUCAGCCACAAGGAGUUCAAGAACUUCAAGAAACUACUGAAUGAAUGUAGCGGAAUCCCCUGGUCAAAGCUGGAGAACGCUGAUGACUUCGAAACUGUAGAUUUCAUAGUGGAGGCACACACAGAGGCUGAUUCUGGGGAGGUGGUUGUUAAAAUCCUUAAGAACAUGAAGCUCAACCAGAAGGCUAAAGACUUGGAGGAGAAAAUAAAUGCAGGCUCUGCAGGAUCGUCCAGCCCAGAAACCUAUAGGCCUAGAAAACAGAUGGCUGAAGGGUUGGGGAAGGGAUCAGAUGCAGAGACCACUCUACCAGCCAAAACAGCAGGGUCUGAGGUUCUCUGCAGUCUGCACAGUGAGAAACUCAAGCUCUUCUGUCUGGAGGAUAAACAGCCUCUUUGUGUGGUGUGCAGAGAUUCAAGUGUACACAGGGAACACAACUGCUGUCCUAUAGAAGAAGGUGCAAGUCGCAUGAAGGAGGGACUGAAGAAUCAACUGGAACCCUUACAGAAGAUAUUGAAGGGCUUUGAAGAAACAAAAGUCACAUGUGAUGAAACAGCACAACACAUUCAGAUCCAGACACAUAACACGGAGAAGCAGAUUAAGCAGGAGUUUGAGAAGCUUCACCAGUUUCUACGAGAUGAAGAGGCAGCCAGGAUAGCUGCACUGAAGACAGAAGAGGAGCAGAAGAGUCAGAUGAUAAAGAGGAAGAGUGAGAAGAUAAGUAAAGAGAUCUCAUCUCUCUCUGACACAAUCAGAGCAAUAGAGGAAGGGAUGAAAGCUGAUGAUGUCACAUUUUUACAGAACUACAAGAGAACAAUGGAAAGAACCCAGAGCACAGCAGGCAUGGAUUGUGACCAAGAAGUGGACGUGGACUUUUCCUCUCAGAAGAAGACUCUCAGACUAGGACUUCUUAACACUUCAAAAGACUUCUUAACACUGAUGGAGUAAUUAUCAUUAUUGAGGUUUACAAACGUUUUAAAAAGUCUAGAGUCUAAAGUUUAUAGUUUUUAAAAAACUAUUUGAAAUGUGAAAUAAAAAGUGAAGUCGGAAGAGUUU
This is a messenger RNA of Engraulis encrasicolus (European anchovy), 1186 nucleotides long. RefSeq names its product E3 ubiquitin-protein ligase TRIM7-like. Gene Ontology annotation, cellular component: cytoplasm. The record is from RefSeq and is a predicted model, not a curated record. Bases 74 to 1078 code for a protein of 334 amino acids. The transcript is spliced from 8 exons. Lineage: Eukaryota; Metazoa; Chordata; Actinopteri; Clupeiformes; Engraulidae. Gene Ontology annotation, molecular function: zinc ion binding; ubiquitin protein ligase activity. Gene Ontology annotation, biological process: protein ubiquitination.